Molecule: messenger RNA, 1723 nt
Organism: Gryllus bimaculatus (two-spotted cricket)
Lineage: Eukaryota; Metazoa; Arthropoda; Insecta; Orthoptera; Gryllidae
Source: the annotation of a GenBank genome assembly
AAUACCAACUUUGUGUUUCUCUAGCUACCCUGCACAUGUAUAUAGUUUCAGUGAAGAUGGUAGUCAUAAUUUGAAGUAUUAUGUUGGCUAAACCGACAGCUGUAGGAGGUAUUUGUUUCCGAAAUUUGGUUAGGCCAUUUUUAAAUGACUAUAUGACCACACGAUGUGACGUUAAUCUGUUGUUGUGAGAGAAUACAGCCGGUGAUAUAUAAAAUUGUAAUAGUAGGUGUUAGAAUACGAUGGAUAAUACGCGAAACGUAGAAGAACCUGCGGAAAGAGGAAAACAAACCACGUAUACAAAUGACAAUUUUGUGCGUACGUCACCUGCGUAUAAGAAACCGCCGAAUUACUCUGGAUCGCCUAGUCUAUGUGAAACUCCUGUGAGAGAAAGAAGACUGUCAAAAAUUUGUGAAAAUGAGGUGUAUUCGCCAAGGACCAGAGAGCCAACACCUUCUGUGCCACAUACUAAAUUGCCUGUGAUCACCACCCCACCAUCUCGUUUCAAAAAUGUUCUUGUUCAAAAUCCAUUUGACGAAUCCUUGAGAAAAAGAUUGCAUAUGCCGUUCAUUAGCCCUACAUUGUUUACAAAGGCAAUAAGUCCUUCACAAAAUGAAAAUUUUUCUUGGUCUAUAGAAGAUUUAGCCAAUUUGUUGCCAGCUCAGAUUGAUGAAUUUCAGAUGCAGAGUGAUCAAUCUUGGGAUGAACAUGCAGAACAAGAAGCACAGAAAAAUAUCAGCAGAUUUUUUGAAAGCAAUAUUAUUGUGCCAAGUCCCUGGGGAACAUUUGAAAACUACAAGCCGCUUACAAUUUCUGACUUGAAUGAAUCCCCUGCUCGGCCAGCUAGUAUUACAAUGGAUCCUGUGACUACUGUUCUUGAUUUUGACGAUCAAGAGCUUUUUCCUCCAGUUAAGAAAGAUGCAUGGACUCAGACAGAAUUAACUGUUCCCAUUGAAGUUUUGUCACCGUUUGAUUCCCUUAGUGAAAAGUAUCAAAUAGAAAAGGAAGAUGAUGAGACUGAUUCUGAUUUAAUGAACACAGAGAAGAUUUUGACUAAUACAGAGAUUAUAUCUACAAUUCAAGAUGAUCUCCAUUGUAGUAGCCCAUGUUACAACUUGUACAAAAAUUUACUCUCAUCUACGAUACACACUCCAAAAAAUACAAUAAUUCGCAGUUUUGGAACUCCGUUGGGUCGUUCUAGUGUAAUGUCUCCAAUUGGCUUGUCUCCUAUUGUUCACUCGUUUCAACAAGUUAACACAAAUAUUGAGUUAACUAGAGACAGUGUUGAAAAUGUGCAGUGUACAUGUCAUUUGAAUGGAAUUUCAUGUGACAGUGGAAUCUCAAGUGCCACAUCACAAACAGAUGUAUCAUUCCCAAGUAUUCUACCAAAGGGCAUUGAAGAAGUUUUGAAACCCUUUCAAACAUUCAUUCAAGAUCAAUCGGAAAUGGAUGAUGUCAAUUUAAAUUCCUCGUUAUCUCGGAGACGUAAGUUGCUUUUCAGUGAAACAUUAGAUAUGAGUGUCUCGUCUAUCCCUUCACAAGAUAAUGGGUAUGACAGUUCAUGAUAUGUAUUUUUUACAAUGUAUAUAAUGUUAUUAAAGCCAUAAAAGUCAUGAUUUUGCUAUGAGGGCUGAUUUUAUAAUUGUUAAAAUGGAAUGUUGGAACUGCUACCAUUCUUAUGUUAUGUCAAUUGAAAGAAUGAAUAAAAGUCUUUGUUGAUUUGAAA